AUGGGCUCGUCUGGAGUGGAGUCCGGUUCAUAUAGGUGGCGAAAGCCGCUGACAGCGAAGCAAUUGGCAGAGGGUUUUGGACCGGUCCUUGAGGGGUUCGAACAGAGGCAGAGGGUUGUUCUUCAUUGGAAUCACAAGGGCGGAGCUCUUCAAGCAUGUUUGAACUGGAGAGUAAACCUCUUCAAGGUGUUCAAGAAAGCACAAAUGGAGGCUUUGGCAAAUGGGCUCGACCGAAGUGGAGUCCGGUUCAUAUGGGUGGUGAAGCCGUUGAAAGCGGAGCAAUUAGUGGAGGGUUUUGGAUUGGUCCUUGAGGGAUUCGAAUAG
Molecule: messenger RNA, 324 nt
Organism: Fraxinus pennsylvanica
Lineage: Eukaryota; Viridiplantae; Streptophyta; Magnoliopsida; Lamiales; Oleaceae
Source: the annotation of a GenBank genome assembly